UUUUCUUCUUUCACACUUCACAGAUCACCCCCACCCUUUUUCCACGCCUCUCUUUCUGUCUCUCUUCAAAUCUCCUCCCAUAAGAAGAAGCUUCGUACCCUUUCCUCACAGAGAGAGACCUCCAGUGACACCAAUGGCGUUAGAGUGGGUGGUUCUAGGCUACGCCGCUGGCGCAGAGGCGAUCAUGCUCCUCGUCCUGACCAUCCCAGGUCUGGACGCACUUCGCAACGGACUCAUCACCGUCACUCGCAGCCUCCUCAAACCCUUCCUCUCGAUCGUACCCUUUUGUCUCUACCUCCUCAUGGACAUCUAUUGGAAGUACGAGACUCGCCCUUCGUGUGAAUCUCAAUCGUGCUCUCCCUCGGAACAUCUCCGCCAUGAAAAGUCGAUCAUGAAGUCCCAGCGUAACGCUCUUCUUAUUGCUUCGGCUCUUGUGUUCUACUGGUUGCUCUACUCGGUUACUGGGCUCGUUGUUAAGGUUGAUCAGUUGAACAAGCGCUUGGAGAGGUUGAAGGCGCAGAACUGAUUGCUGGGUUGAUCAGAUAAGUCUGUUUUGUCUCGAUUUGUCAAUCGAUUCGAACGUGAACUUUGUUGUUAGGAUCUGUGUUGUUUUGGAUGACUUUAAGUUGUACCGCACGUCUAUCAUUGCGUGUGGACAUCGAGGGUUUCCUAUUUCUCGUGGGUAUUAAUGUUUGUUUGUGGCUAAUUGAAAUUGGGUAUUAUCAGAAAAGAAGUUGAUAUUAUCGAGUUAUGAAAUUUGUGGAUUUAAAAUAAGCCCUUUUGUUAUCUGCUUCUUAAUUGUUUAGACUUUAGGAUUGAUUAGCUCUUUUGGCUGUAGACGUGUUUGUUUUUUCAUUGCCCACUACAUUGCAUGGAAAUUUGUUGUGUAUGGACAACAAGGGCUUCAAAUUCAGUAAUGGUUGAUGGGUAUUGCGAUUUGUUUGUGACAUUCUUAAAUUGGGUCUCAAAGUAGAUUGUUGUCAUUAGACCUUAUGAAUUUUAUCGUUGUUACUUGUGAACUUAGUGUUUUGAUUGCUGUCGAGGUGAAAUUGAAUAUGCGGGGGCAUUGUCCAUUAUAGCGGCCCAAGUUUUCUCAAAUAGCUUGACAUGAAAAGGGUUUAGCUAUGUUGUUGAAGUUAUGAAGGUCCAUAAUCUCAAGAAGGUUGACAGAUGGCUGUCAAUGUAUCCCUCUUAGGGGCACAUUGAUAAUCUCUGGGAAUGUUGUCGUUAUUUUUUUUUCUUUAGCAGUUAGCCCAUGAGCCUUUAAUUACUAAAUGGCAAAAUGGAUGCUUGUGUUUUAGGAAACAAUCGUGAGUGGAUGCCUGUUUAUGACUGUAUAUCUAAGUACUGGUCUACGGCUAUCGUGUGGAAGAUGAUGAUGAUAUACCUUGUAGUGUUUACUUGUUGGUUGGACACUACUUAGGUGUAUUAGUUCUCUAUAUUGUCUGCCAUGAAUCUAUUGGAGUUAUCUGACUUGUUUUCUUGGGUCGGAUAACAGAGUUGAAAUAUCCUAAGCUUGCCAGGAGACUGUUGAAGGCUCCUUGUUUAUCUUUAUAAUUGAAACUUUACCAAACGACAUGAAAUAUAGUCUUUAGCUGAUAUCAAAGCAGUGGGAUUCAUAACCAGCCUUGGAAUUGACAAGGAUAGUACUGGGGGCUAUGCUGACCAAAGCCUCCUUCCAAGCCAAAGCUUUUCUUCCUGGUUGUAGUGUCUGAAAUAUUGCAAGUCUUUUCAACUUCUGCUAUUCUUCAAUGAUUUAGUUUCCAAGAAUUCGAAUGUCCAGUGGUUCCCUGAGUUCCAUGAAUCCAUUCUAAUAUAUAUGUGUAGAAAUGUAUGCAUGUUAGCAUGUGCAUAUGCUUAUGUGUUUAUGUCUAUGUAUUUAUGCAUUUAUGUACUUUUAUUCUUCAUCCAUGGAAUGAUCAGGCAUAGCACUUUUGGCCUUGAAUCUGUACACCUGAUCCUUCUUCUGUCCAUCUCCAAAAUUUGCCAGCAAAUAUUGCAUUGAUUGGUGUUUUGGCACACCCAUUUCAUUCUUUCUUUUGCUUGCAUUAUUUUGGAAAUUGGUUUAGUUCUCAAGCCUAGAGCAGGUACUUUGUUAUUAAUAUACCUAUAGUGCGAAUUUCAUUUCUGUUACCCUUGUGUCUGAGAAACACUUUCGACCAAAGUUAUCAAAUCGUGUAUCGGAAGGCGUAUCGU
This is a messenger RNA of Ilex paraguariensis (yerba mate), 2196 nucleotides long. The record is from the annotation of a GenBank genome assembly. NCBI's taxonomy places the organism in Eukaryota, Viridiplantae, Streptophyta, Magnoliopsida, Aquifoliales, Aquifoliaceae.